This is a messenger RNA of Sycon ciliatum, 1237 nucleotides long. Its product is annotated as ADP-ribosylation factor-like protein 16. The record is from RefSeq and is a predicted model, not a curated record. Gene Ontology annotation, molecular function: GTP binding; GTPase activity. The coding region runs from base 277 to 834 and encodes 185 amino acids. The transcript is spliced from 5 exons. Lineage: Eukaryota; Metazoa; Porifera; Calcarea; Leucosolenida; Sycettidae.
CACAAUAAAAAUGCCAAUAAAAUGUGAACUGCUGUCUGUAAUAAUAAAAAAAUAUAGCGUGUUUUGCAAUAGCUGUGAGUGUCUGGAGCUGUGCUAGUAUUAGUAACGUUACAAUGAUUGUGUAGAUCUACUACUACUACUACUACUACUACUACUACUACUACUACUACUACUAGUCCUGGUGGUGGUAGGAUACUGCCUGGCCAACGCGUGUAUAAUAGUAUUCAUUCUCAUGUCAUUGCCAUUCAGUUCGAAAAAAAAUCAAUUACUGCCGUUAUGAUUAUGCUGAUGGGACCUCGUGGAGCUGGUAAAACAACAUUGCUCAAGAAAUUAGCGGGUGAGGAUGGCUCUCGAUCUGCCGCUCGCCAACAAGGUUGCAGACAUCUUUUUGAUUCAGUGCUCCCUCCUGUCAAGCACACGACUGGAAUUUCGCUUGGCGGGUAUACUUGUAGUAAUACGGCUACUCGAAUAACUGUCAGAGAGAUAGGCUCGAGCGUGUACCCGCUUUGGAGCAACUUCGUGGAUGAUACAGAGCCGGAGAAAAUUGUUUUUAUAAUAGAUGGAUCUAAUCGUUCACAAAUAUCAACAACAGCUUGUCAAUUCCAUUCAGUGCUGGCAUCAGACAAAUUGAAGAACAGACCUUUUGCUCUGGUUAUCAAUAAGUGGGAUGCAGCUCUAUACAUGAAAAACGAGGAGUUGAAGGAGGCACUCCAUCUCGACUAUAUUGCCAGCUACGUUAACAGGAAGAACUUGUCUCUGUUCAAAUUGAGCAUUAAAGACGAGACUGGACUGGAGGAGCUUAGGCGAUGGGUCGAAAGCCCUUUACAGCAGUAAUGUCAAAUGAUCCAGCAAACAGUGAUUGCAACUUCAGUUGUCUGCAUUAACGAUAAUUCCAGAAUUCUAGCUGCGUUUUCUCCAGGGAGAUGAUAUACAGUACUAGUAGUGACCUGAACAAAAUACAACUUAAGACAUUUCUGCUUUACAGAGUACCACAGAGUAGUGUUGAAUUCUUUUGCUUUUACCAUGUGAUUAUGCAAUCACCAUUAUGGAAUGAAGGCUGCCUGCUGCUCCUCGCUGAUAAAUAAAUAAAGAUGGAAGACAAUUCCAUGCAGAUCAGAUCCUGCUGCUGGUGCUGCUUCUGUAGAUGUCGAUGCUGCCACUGCGUUCGCCACCUCCAGCCAAUUACAGCAUGGCCACAUUCCCAGAAAACGAAACAUAUAAUCAAUUCCAGCACUCA